Messenger RNA from Ailuropoda melanoleuca (giant panda), 4166 nucleotides. RefSeq names its product formin binding protein 4 (gene FNBP4). The transcript has 17 exons. NCBI's taxonomy places the organism in Eukaryota, Metazoa, Chordata, Mammalia, Carnivora, Ursidae. Bases 116 to 3196 code for a protein of 1026 amino acids. Gene Ontology annotation, molecular function: protein binding. The record is from RefSeq and is a predicted model, not a curated record.
AUCAGAUUCUCUCCGGAGGCGGUAUCGCGGUGCAUGAAUAUUGAUUACGCAGCGCCGCGCGGAGCGCCCGCCCCUCUCGGCUGGCCGACGCUCGCGGCUCGCGCUCAGGCUUGCGAUGGGGAAGAAGUCCCGGGCGGUACCCGGCCGCAGGCCUAUCCUGCAGCUCUCGCCGCCGGGGCCCCGAAGCAACACGCCGGGCAGGGAUCCGGAGCCGGAACCCGACACGGAACCGGACUCGACGGUGGCGGCGCCUAGCCAGACAGCUCCGGCGGCGCCACCGACGACGACGACGACAAACACGGUGACUACUGCCGCCGGGGUCCCGGAAGACUCGCCUUCAGAAGGUAAAGAUGAACAGGAAGUGGUGGUGGAGGUUCCCAGAGUUGUUCAGAAUCCUCCCAAACCAGUCAUGACCACCAGACCUACAGCCGUUAAAGCAACAGGAGGCCUGUGCCUACUUGGUGCAUAUGCUGACAGUGAUGAUGAUGAGAGUGAUGUUUCAGAAAAACCAGCACAGUCUAAAGAGGCAAAUGGAAACCAGUCAGCCGAUAUUGAUAGUACAUUGGCCAACUUCCUAGCGGAGAUUGAUGCUAUAACAGCUCCUCAGCCUGCAGCUCCUGUAGGAGCUUCUGCUCCACCUCCAACUCCACCUCGACCAGAGCCAAAGGAAUCAGCAACGUCUGCCCUUUCUUCUACUACUACAAAUGGAACGGACUCAACUCAGACCGCAGGGUGGCAGUAUGAUACUCAGUGUUCAUUAGCAGGAGUUGGAAUUGAGAUGGGAGAUUGGCAAGAAGUCUGGGAUGAGAACACAGGAUGCUAUUAUUAUUGGAACACACAAACAAAUGAAGUGACUUGGGAGUUACCCCAGUAUCUUGCCACCCAGGUACAGGGAUUACAACAUUAUCAGCCCAGUUCUGUAACAGGUGCUGAAGCUAAUUUUGCAGUUAAUACAGACGUGUAUACUAAGGAGAAAAACGUUUCUAUUUCCAGUGGUAAAAGUGGACCAGUCAUAGCCAAGCGAGAAGUUAAAAAGGAAGUAAAUGAAGGAAUUCAGGCUCUCUCAAAUAGUGAGGAGGAGAAGAAAGGGGUGGCAGCAUCACUGCUUGCUCCUUUGUUGCCUGAGGGAAUAAAAGAGGAAGAAGAGAGAUGGAGAAGAAAAGUGAUUUGUAAAGAAGCAGAGCCAGCCUCAGAAGUGAAAGAAACAAGUACAACAGCAGAAGAAGCAGCAACAAUAGCAAAACCACAGGAAAUUACAUUGGACAACAUGGAAGACCCUUCUCAGGAGGAUCUUUGCAGUGUUGUUCAAUCUGGAGAGAGUGAAGAAGAAGAGGAACAAGAUACCCUUGAGCUGGAACUUGUUUUGGAAAGAAAAAAAGCAGAGUUACGAGCCUUGGAGGAAGGAGAUGGUAGUGUGUCAGGGUCUAGUCCAUGUUCUGACAUCAGCCAGCCAGCAUCUCAGGAUGGAAUGCGUAGACUUAUGUCUAAAAGGGGGAAAUGGAAGAUGUUUGUUCGAGCUACAAGUCCAGAAUCUACCAGUCGGAGUUCUAGCAAAACUGGACGAGAGACUCCAGAAAAUGGAGAAACUGUAGUUGGUGCUGACACUUCAGAAAAAAUAGAUGAGAAUUCAGACAAAGAGAUGGAGGUAGAAGAAUCUCCAGAGAAGAUAAAAGUACAGACAGCGCCUAAAGAAGAAGAACAGGAUUUGAAAUUUCAGAUUGGAGAACUGGCAAAUACCCUGACAAGUAAAUUUGAAUUCCUAGGCAUUAAUAGACAGUCCAUCUCCAACUUUCAUGUGCUGCUCCUACAGACUGAGACUCGGAUUGCAGACUGGAGGGAAGGGGCUCUUAAUGGAAACUACCUUAAACGAAAACUUCAGGAUGCAGCAGAACAACUAAAACAGUAUGAAAUAAACGCCACUCCUAAAGGCUGGUCCUGCCACUGGGACAGGGAUCAUAGACGAUAUUUCUAUGUAAACGAACAGUCGGGCGAGUCUCAGUGGGAGUUUCCAGAUGGUGAGGAGGAGGAGGAAGAAAGCCAAGCACAAGAAAGUAGAGACGAGACUCUUCCUAAACAGACCUUGAAAGACAAAACUGGCACUGAUUCAAAUUCUGCAGAAUCUUCUGAGAAUUCCACAGGUUCUCUUUGUAAAGAGUCCUUUUCUGGCCAAGUUUCUUCUUCAUCACUCAUGCCACUUACUCCAUUCUGGACCCUCCUUCAGUCAAAUGUGCCCGUGCUUCAACCUCCAUUACCUUUGGAAAUGCCACCACCCCCACCUCCACCCCCAGAAUCCCCUCCUCCCCCUNCUCCCCCUCCCCCUCCCCCUCCUCCUGUAGAAGAUGGUGAGAUCCAGGAGGUAGAGAUGGAGGAUGAGGGAAGUGAGGAGCCUCCUGCCCCAGGAACAGAGGAGGAUACUCCAUUGAAACCUUCGACACAAACCACAGUUGUAACUAGCCAGAGUUCAGUUGAUUCUACCAUCUCUAGUUCUUCAUCCAGUAAAGCGAUAAAAAGAAAAGCUACAGAAAUUAGUACUGCAGUAGUUCAGAGAUCGGCUACCAUUGGUAGUUCUCCGGUACUCUACAGCCAGUCAGCUAUAGCUACAGGUCACCAGGCAGCAGGGAUUGGACAUCAGUCUGCAGGGAUUGGACACCAGGCAAUAUCAGUUAGCCAUCCAGCAACAGGAAUGGGUCAUCAAGCCAGAGGAAUGAGCCUACAGUCAAAUUACCUAGGACUUGCAUCAGCUCCUGCAAUUAUGAGCUAUGCUGAAUGUUCUGUCCCAAUGGCAGUGACUGCUUCCACAUUGCAACCAGUUCAGGCCCGAGGUGCUGUGCCUACCACUGCCAUUAUUGAACCACCACCACCACCACCUCCUCCUCCUCCUCCUCCACCACCACCAGCUCCCAAAAUGCCGCCACCUGAGAAGACCAAAAAAGGAAAGAAAGAUAAGGCAAAGAAGAGUAAAACCAAAAUGCCGUCUCUGGUAAAGAAGUGGCAGAGUAUCCAGCGUGAGUUAGAUGAAGAGGAGAACUCUAGUUCCAGUGAAGAGGACCGGGAAUCAACUGCACAGAAGCGAAUCGAAGAGUGGAAACAGCAGCAGCUGGUCAGUGGCAUGGCAGAAAGGAAUGCUAAUUUUGAAGCUCUUCCUGAGGAUUGGCGAGCAAGACUGAAGAGGAGGAAAAUGGCUCCAAACACAUAGUUUUGUGGGGGGAGGGGGAUUGUUUUUUUAUUACUGAUUUUUUUUUCUUUUUGUGUUCAGUUCAGAGUCUUCACCAGUUUUACUGUUGUCAAUAAACUAUAAAUGUUAUGAGGGAGAGCAUAUGAAUUUCCUGGGCAAGAGCAUACAUGUACAGAGUUUUCACACUUGUGAAAUGUGAUUUUUCUGUUUUGCUGAAGGGUGAGGUUGACCAAAUGCUUUGACCUGGCUGCCUUUAUUCUCACACUGGUAAACUCAGCGUAUCAGGUACAUUAACCUCAUCGAUCUGGAACCUGUGAUUCAGGAGUAUGAUUACCUCAGCAGAGGACUCACUGAUGAAACGUGAAGGAUUUCCCGUCUCAUAGAGGCUCAUUUAGUUCCUAGUGCGGCUCUCUCUCAUUAACUUCUACUCCAGAACAAGUGCAAUUAAGAAGGCAGCUCUGUAUUCUGUUUUGCUUAACUGGGAUUGUCGGAAUCUCUGAACUCUUAGCCUGCCACCCCUGAAGUGCUGAGGUGUAUUGAGGUGUUUACCUUGUGCUGACAGAUGGCCACACUCUUUAGAGAACUCUUUCUCACAAAUUCUAGAACUGGUAGCUCCAUCGUUUCACACACUAGUGGCGUAUUCAAAUUUCAAUACAGGCAGCAGCAGGUGUUCAUAUCUUUAAUUUUGAGGAUUUCCCCCUCAUGUAUGUGGCAGUAAAUGUAACAAGAGCCACUGUAUGUGUUAAUGUGUCUCCGUUGUCUUACCUUGUUCCAAAAUUCACCUCCCUUUUAUGUGAAUGUACUCUGCAUAAGAUUCCAGUAUUUAAAAAGCAGUUUACUGUUCUGUACUUUCUCUUGUAUCACAAUCAGGUAAAAGUCACUUUAAACUGAAGAAACGGCAAAUUGUGUUUUAAAGCUGUUUGUAUUUCUCCAGUUUCUGGCCUUGUAAAUUUGUAUAUAGGCUCUAAUAAAGCUUUUUUUAUACUUCUGA